Molecule: messenger RNA, 8211 nt
Organism: Strigops habroptila (Kakapo)
Lineage: Eukaryota; Metazoa; Chordata; Aves; Psittaciformes; Psittacidae
Gene: CAPRIN1
Product: cell cycle associated protein 1
Exons: 19
Coding region: 197-2299 (700 amino acids)
Cellular component (GO): cytoplasm
Molecular function (GO): RNA binding
Source: RefSeq, a predicted model, not a curated record
GCUCGCUCCCGGUCCGCUUUGGCUUACGCGCUGCUGUGCGCGCCCUCGCUCUCUGCCCUGGUAGCGCGGUGCAGCGGUAGCAGGAGCAGCGCGGGCGGCGGGGCCGGUAGUCGGCUGAGGCGGCUAUUGCUAAAGCGAGAGCGCAGCGCACCGAGUAUCCCCCCUCCCCAUCACUCCCCCAAGGGCGCGCACGAAGAUGCCCUCGGCUACCAACAGCACCAUGGCGAGCAGCAGCGGCAAAGCGGGCCCAGGCGGAGAAGCUACCCCGGCAGCGGCGGCCGCCCCGCAGGCAUCGGGCGGCAGCAUCACCUCGGUGCAAACCGAGGCCAUGAAGCAGAUCCUGGGGGUGAUCGACAAAAAGCUGCGCAACCUGGAGAAGAAAAAGAGCAAACUUGAUGAUUACCAAGAACGAAUGAACAAGGGAGAACGUCUGAACCAAGAUCAACUGGAUGCGGUGUCAAAAUACCAGGAAGUGACGAAUAAUCUGGAAUUUGCUAAAGAGCUGCAGAGGAGUUUUAUGGCUCUGAGCCAAGACAUCCAGAAAACAAUAAAGAAGACAGCUCGCAGGGAGCAGCUGAUGCGAGAAGAAGCUGAGCAGAAGCGUUUAAAGACUGUACUAGAGCUACAGUUUAUUUUGGACAAGUUGGGUGAUGAUGAAGUGCGCAAUGACUUGAAACAAGGUUCAAAUGGAGUACCAGUGCUGACAGAGGAGGAACUGACCAUGCUGGAUGAGUUUUAUAAGCUAGUUUACCCUGAGCGAGACAUGAGCAUGAGGUUGAAUGAGCAGUAUGAGCAAGCAUCUGUUCACCUCUGGGACUUACUGGAAGGGAAGGAAAAACCAGUUUGUGGAACAACCUAUAAAGCUCUGAAGGAGAUUGUUGAACGUAUUCUUCAAACUAGUUACUUCGAUAGCACCCAUAACCAUCAGAAUGGAUUGUGUGAGGAGGAAGAGGCAGCACCCGCACCUGCAGUAGAAGACACUGUAGCAGAAGCUGAGCCUGAUCCAGCGGAAGAAUUUACUGAACCAACUGAAGUGGAAUCAACUGAGUAUGUAAACAGACAAUUCAUGGCAGAGGCUCAGUUCAGCAGUAGUGAGAAGGAACAGGUAGAUGAGUGGACAGUUGAAACGGUUGAGGUUGUAAAUUCGCUGCAGCAACAGACACAAGCUACAUCUCCUCCAGUUCCUGAACCUCACACGCUCACUACUGUGGCUCAAGCAGAUCCUCUUGUUAGAAGACAGCGAGUACAGGACCUUAUGGCGCAGAUGCAGGGCCCGUAUAACUUCAUGCAGGACUCUAUGCUGGAGUUUGAGAACCAAACACUUGAUCCUGCUAUUGUAUCUGCACAGCCCAUGAAUCCAGCACAGAAUUUGGACAUGCCACAAAUGGUUUGCCCUCCAGUUCAUGCCGAGUCAAGACUUGCCCAGCCUAAUCAAGUUCCAGUGCAACCAGAAGCUACGCAGGUUCCCUUGGUUUCUUCUACAAGUGAGGGAUAUACAGCCUCCCAACCCAUGUAUCAGCCUUCUCACACAACAGAGCAACGGCCACAGAAAGAAUCAAUUGACCAGAUUCAGGCUUCAAUGUCGCUGAAUGCAGACCAGACCCCAUCAUCAUCAUCACUUCCCCCUGCAUCCCAGCCACAGGUGUUCCAGGCUGGAUCUAGCAAGCCUUUGCAUAGCAGCGGAAUCAAUGUUAAUGCAGCUCCAUUCCAAUCCAUGCAAACAGUAUUCAACAUGAAUGCACCCGUUCCUCCUGUUAAUGAGCCAGAAACCCUUAAGCAGCAAAACCAGUACCAGGCCAGUUACAACCAGAGUUUCUCCAAUCAGCCUCACCAAGUAGAACAAUCAGAUCUUCAGCAAGAACAACUCCAGACAGUGGUUGGUACUUACCAUGGUUCCCCGGACCAGACUCAUCAAGUGGCAGGUAACCACCAGCAACCUCCCCAACAGAACACUGGAUUUCCACGGAACAGUCAGCCUUACUACAACAGUCGAGGAGUGUCUCGUGGUGGAUCACGUGGGGCUCGUGGCUUAAUGAACGGUUACAGGGGACCGGCAAAUGGAUUUAGAGGAGGAUAUGAUGGCUACCGUCCUUCCUUUUCCAACACUCCAAACAGUGGUUACACGCAGCCCCAGUUUAAUGCUCCUCGGGAUUACUCAAACUACCAGCGGGAUGGGUAUCAGCAGAAUUUCAAACGUGGCUCUGGACAAAGUGGACCUCGGGGAGCUCCUAGAGGUCGUGGAGGGCCCCCAAGACCAAACAGAGGAAUGCCUCAAAUGAAUGCUCAGCAAGUGAAUUAAACGAAUCCACAGGAUUACAUUAAACGCCAAAAACACGCUGGCCAGUGUACUAUACAUGUUACCAGAAGAGUUAUUAUCUAUUUGUUCUCCCUUACAGGAAGUUUGUUGUAAAGGGACUAUUUUCAUUACCCAUAAUGACAGGACUACAGUUGCCAGCUUUAUAUUACCUGGAUAUUGAAAGGAACGAAACAACGUUUACUCUGCAUGUUCUGUCCUAAGCAUCAUCUUGAGCCUUGCACAUGAGAUUCAGAUUCCUCACCCUUGCUAAGAGUAAAGCAAAAAAAAAAGCAAUUUUCAGGGUGAUCCAAUCUCCAUGGUUAACUGAAGUGGCAGGAAAAAGCAAAGACUCACUUCUGACAUUUAAAAGUGAUGUAACAAAUUUGGAUAAAACCUGCAAAUUCAUAAAGAUUUACUGUGAUGGCAGUUGACAAAACGUUCCCAUGAAAGGAUGGAAAAGGUGAAGUGUGGCUUGAUAGAGCAACUGCAUUUCAGCUUUUUCAUACUCAAUUGAAGCACUGAACAGUUCAAAGAUGCGUAACGAUGCAUUAUUUCCCUAAACAGACAACUGGGCUUAGAGCCAGUUCUUGACAAAGAAGCAGCACCCUUAGCUGCAGCACUCCUCAUCACCAGAGCCCUGUUCACUGUGGCUAAGGAUUUAAGAUCGCUUGCCUAACUGCUAAUGUAAUUGUGUAAUUAUUUUUAAAAAGAAAAGAAAAGACAAAAAAGAAAGAAAAGGAGAAAAAAAAAAAAAAAAGCUUUGAUUUGGCACUUCCAAAAGAAUUUUGCAACAAAUGUGAGAGAAAAUCUGGAUGGCCACUGUAUAUUUGAUGUGAAGUAUUUAGAUUCUCUCUUUGAAACACUUUUUAAGUUUCUUUGAUAGCAAUGACUUUUGUAAGGAUUGGUAUUCUCUAUCAUUCCUUAUGACUUGCACAUUGUCUGUCACUAAUACUUGACCUUGCUGUAUUAUCACCUAAAUAACUGAUGCCGGUACUGAUGGAAAUCUCUAAUGGAUAAUCAUAACACUUUUGGUCACAUGUCCUUUUGUCUUUCCUGCAGCCUUGAAGGUUUUAAGAAAUCUCAAAUGCCCGCUGCUGCUGCCCUUUUAAUUGCUAUCUUUUGAAAAGCACCAGUAUGUGUUUGAAUUGAUUUCCCCUUUUAAGGGAAAUGACAGCCAGCAGUUACAGUUCUAAUGGUAUAAGCAAGACAAAUAAAACAUGUUUAUAAAAAUUGUAUCCUGGAACACUGGUUUUCAACGACUGAAACAAAUUCAGUGUGAUUGGGGUGACAUUUCAUAACGUUUUGUUUGGGGUUGUUUUUUUUUCCCUGAUAGAUUCUCUUUUUUCCUGACUAGAUGUAAACCCACCUCCUGUUUUUCUGAUUUGAUUCUAAUAGCUGUGACUUCUGGGAAACUUCUUUUUACGGACUUUUCCUUUUCAUCAAGGCAGCAAUGUAUAAAAGAAAUGGCAUAAGACUAGGAGCUGGAAAAUACCAAGUCUUAUUCAAGUUUUACUGCAUACUUGUGAUAUAAUCUUUGGAAAAAUCACUUGUGCCUACCUUUUGCGCACAUGCACUCUCUCUGCAGUGGGGAGAAUAUAUUGAUAGCUGCCUCCAUAGAGGUGUUGGUAGUUCUGUUGCAUUCUAUAGCACGUGCAAGAAGAAAAGUGCUAUGUAUAUGUUAAGUAUUGCUCAUCUGAUAAUUCCUACCUGUGGAAAGGUGAAAUUAAGGAACAGCUACGUGUUGUUUAACUGUUGUAUACAAAACUGAAGGUUGUUUUCACUCAGAGGGUCAUUUCUACUUUGUAUCACAACUUGAGCUUUCCUAACUUGUAGUCAGCUAUUUUGACUUCAUUGUGAAAUAACCUGAAACUCCAUACAAAUAGGGGGUACUAUCACUUUUCCAUGUUCUGUGUGAAGAGUACAAAUGAGAUAUGUUUAUAUUGAGAAAAGUGAGAAGCUUGUGAAGACAAUAUUCCACACCAGACAUCUUGAGACGAUGCUGAUGGUUAGAAGCAGCGGUUUUAGUCAAAGCCUAGAAACAUUCCGUACCAGAAUAACAAGAUAAACUGCAGUCCGGUGAGAAGUUGCUGUUCUGUGUCUUUUUUAGGAAGCUAUUACUGAGAUAAUAGUCCCAACUGUUUUUUAACUGGAAAAAAAAAAAAAAAGAAAUAAAAAGACAAACCUUUUAAUGUUGAACUCAUGUAGGAAACCAGUGAAUUCUUCUUUUCUAAUUACUUCUUUUGUGCAUCGGCUUUUUAAAUGGUUGGUAGAACACAAGCUGUUCAGCUUUUUCCAUUGCACACCAAAUGCUUCUUAAAUAGCUAAUUGUAGUUUGAGAGUGAACUUGCAGCAUACUGAAUUAAAGCCUGCUGAAUGCAUCAGAACAUUCCACUUAAGGUUUUGGGUUUGGUUUGUUUUUUUUUUUGUUCACCUUAAAUUUACUAAUAAAACAUUGGGUAGUUGAGAGGCCUCUUAGUUGAGAUCCGGCUUUGUGAGCCUUUCCAUGUAUGAAAAUGGUCUUUAGAGUAGCUGCUCUACUGUGUGCUGAUAGGGGGAGAUGUGUUAUAAUAGUAACAACCAUAAAACAAGUACAUUACGUGUGUUUAAUCUGGGAAUUUGCACUGACUCUAAUCUCAAUACAUGUGUCUAAUAAACAGUAUACUGAAACAUCAGCUCGAGUCACGGUAUGGCACGUGGAUCCACUAACUGAUGUUCUGGCCUGCUAAGAGGAGCUUUUAAGUAUCUUCACUGCAUAACUUAGCUGUAGAUCCAAGUUAGAUCCACAUCACAAGCACCCCAACGUAGGUUUCUUUUGGAAAAGGUCAUCUUUUGAACAAAGGCCAUUAUAGAAGUGACUCUGUUGAGGCAGAACAGUGGCAGUUCUGGGCUGGUUCUGUUGCUGAGCCCUUUAUGGAUGCUGGUGGGCAAAGUUGUGUUUAUUCUAUUUAGGUGCUACUGUAGGAUGACUCAGGCCUGGUGCCUGUGGCUGGAAAGCUUGAGUGAGUAUAACAAAGUGCUAAGUCUGAGCCUGCAUGUAGACACAUCAGUUGCGCUCUUUGGUGGUUUUACUUGAUUCUUUUGUGAAUCAGUCUUUGGGGACCAUAACACACAAGUUGUGACUACUUGCAUGUAGGGCUACUGUAAGGAGAUAGAUUUUUAUUUUGGCAGGGAUUUCUCUUAUCUAAUACUGUGAUAAUGUGUGAUGGUAUGUUUGAGAACCAACUUGUAGCUUCAGCAUCCUGCUUCCUCCUGGCUUUAAUAUGAGGAUUCUUGAGUAGAUGAUAAAUCACAUGAGUUUUCUACCUAAUGUUACUAUGUCUGGGAAACUUGGAUCCUUCCUAGCCAUCCUACAAUGUGAAGAUUUAACUCAGAAAUCGUGAGCUAUUGUCUCAUACCUGAGGUCAAUGUUGUGCUACAUUUUACUUCUGUGUUUUCCCUGGAUACAGGCUGUCUAAAAAAGAACAGUUCACCAAUAUGUCUUUUGGAUUUUGCUGUGGCAGGAGUUCUAGACUUCACCUAACCCCUAUUUUCUUUCCAAGGUACUGUCUUUUGUGUACAGCAAUCAGAGUAGUUGGGAGAAUAAUGUUCAUUUCCUGUUAAUAGCCAGUUAAUGGCUGGGACUUCAUAACUCUGGAGAACUUUGUGACCUUAAAAAUGUCUCAAAAUGUCCUGCUGACCUUACUUGUUUGAUGGGCAGAUUCUUUGAUUGUGUCUUUGGAGAAUGGAUCAGGCUUCCUUCUUUCCCCCAAAUGGCAUCUGAAUAAUUACUUUGGAGAGAGAAAUGUUAGUGAAAAGGCUUUAACUCUAGACAAAUACUGAAAAGAUGGUAAAUGAUACUGAAAAAGUGGUUAAAUUUCACGUGAUUAAAAGCAAAUAGGGCAAAACCUUUGUGGUCCAGUAGAAUAAGGCACAAAACCAAUUGGUCAGGAAAAUCUUGAUCUUCCUAUUCUUUUCUUUUUGAAGUUCUGGAACAGCCUAAACCGAGUAAUUGGCUUUUCUUACCUCUUCUUUGCAAGAACCAUUCAUUAUAAACGCACAUCUGAGAUGCAAAUGUUUGGCUCAGGGGACAGAAUUGUGCUGUAUUGUCUAUAUCUCCUGUGGCUACAAAGAGACAUGAGAACAUUGCUCAAUAAUCGGCCCAUUAACGAGGCCGCCAGUCACAUCCUGAAAAUGAAGAUCAUCCCUCUUGCUCAUGUAAAGCUGUUUUUGAUUAAAGUGUGUGCAAAAUAUCAAAACAGAUACUUGAUGAUACAACUUUAUAGCUGGAGUUGAGGUUUGUGACUAUGAAUAGCUAUGUAUUUUAGUCUUUAAAUCUAUGCACCUGUUUUUGCAGUAUUCCAUCUGCACUGGAUGUGGAUGAGGCUAGAAAGGCUUUUAAUCACUUGAGCUGGCACCAGCUAAGUUCUUACAGAUGGGGUGGGUUGGUAUUCACCACUGACCACAAAAUCAGUGCCUCAUCAGAAGAAUAAGCAGGAAAUGAUCCCAAACAAUAAUCUUCCCCUUUUGAACUUAGAAGAUAAUUUCCUUGUUUAAAUGUGGGUUUAAAUUCAGGUCUGAUUAUUGUCUGGGAACUCAAACAUUGCAGAAUUGUGGUGUUUUCUUCUAAUUCUGGUUUUCUCUGAAUGACAAUUCAUAAAGUUGUCUUUGACUGUUCCAUCACAUCAGUAUUGGAGUGUUUGGUCUCAUACUAGUCUUGUCUGACUUGUAGUCAGUGGCAGAGUGUAACAGAGGGAGCUUUGAUAUGACCUUUGGGAAAAUUCCCAUGUUUAACACCAGAUGAGCACUCCUGAGAGGUCAUGCAGAAGGCUAAUUGCUUAAACUACAAUGUGCUUCUCUUUGGCCAGUUUGUUUUUCCAGAGGGAGGGAGAUGGGGAAGGUUCUUCCAAUUUCCUGGUUGGCAAAUACUGUUUGUUUUUACGCUGGAAUGUUUUUCAUCCUGGUCAGUGCAUUUUCCAAGAGGAAAGGUUCUGUGUUUUUGAGAACUGCACCUGGCUGCUUAGGAUUUGAUGUUGCAUUCAGAUCAUCGAGCACUGAAAGUGAAGAAGACAUCUGUGCUGUAGCAGGCUGUUGAAGAAACUUAAUGGCUUUUCCUUUACAUGAAAGCAAGCCCCUGCCCCUCAUACAUUUCCAUGGCACUUUGGAGCAGCAGCUCUGAUUCCUAUCCAUUCUCCAGGGUUCCAGAACCAGGGCACUGUUGAAUUCUUGGUGUGGUGUGACAGAGUCUCUUAAUGAGAAACUUUCUUUUCUAAACAAUUUAACUAAGGGAAGAGGUGCUAUUCCAUUAACCACUUCCUUAGGCAUUUUGAAUUGAAGGCAUUAAAAUAGUCUGUGGCUUUGUAGAUCCAGCCUUAACGGAGGGAAGGAAAUCUUGUUUUCCAAAAUCCACAUCCUAAAGCCAGUUUGAGCAGCAGGAAAACUUCAGCCUGACUUGACAUUUUGUUCUGCAUUGAGUUUUUUGUCAUUAGCUCUCGCUGCAGGUUUUAACCCAUUCAUUUUAAAAGGUAGAUUCUGUUCCCCCCUACUUUAGUGUUCAUAAAGUAAUCCAAGGGGUGUAAGCAGCUCAGCUCCAACUAUGGUGGCCAGUUUCUCCUUCCUAUAAAACAUGCCCAAAUACCCAGUAGUGGAUCAAGAGUACACUUGACAUCUUGGUAUUGAGAGAAUUUUUAGUAUAUCCAUUAGCCUUUUAUUAAUGAAAAUGUGUUUCCUUUUUAGAAACUAUUCAAGUUUAGAAUAAAUAAUGCUUCUACCAUAGCAAAUGUCUUCAGAACUCUGUUUAGUUAAUUGUCAGGUUUAAAUUUUCUGAUGGCCUUAAACAUACCUGUAUAUAUGUCUUUGCAGUUCUUUCACUCCACGUUUCAAUCCAAUUUGGUCCAUGGCUUAUGUAAGCAGUUGAAAAAUAAAUCUAUUUAAAUGUU